Molecule: messenger RNA, 663 nt
Organism: Homarus americanus (American lobster)
Lineage: Eukaryota; Metazoa; Arthropoda; Malacostraca; Decapoda; Nephropidae
Product: protein slit-like
Exons: 6
Source: RefSeq, a predicted model, not a curated record
CAAUAACAACCGCUUGCGCCACCUGCCAGAUGGUCUCUUCAACAACAAGCCUCAUCUGUACCGCCUGGACCUGAGCCACAACCAGCUGACUGUGGUAGGCAGGAGGACCUUCAGAGGAGCUCCCAACAUCAACAACCUGCAGCUUGACAACAACCAGCUGACGUGCAUCGAUGAGACAGCUGUUAAGAACCUCAAUGAACUCCAAGUCUUAACUCUCAACAACAACAACCUCACUACGCUGCCGAGGGAGUUGUUUGAGCGUAUGAACGGCCUACGCAGUGUACGUCUGGCGGAUAACCCAUUCCUGUGUGACUGUCGCCUCUCGUGGCUCGGUCGCUGGCUCCGUCGUCAUCCCACACUGGCUCUCUUCACCAAGUGCCACGCUCCGCCUACACUCCGGGGGAAGGAAGUGGCUGAACUACAUGACUCUAACUUCAGGUGUUCAGGUGGUGGGCGACGAGAUGAUGGUGCUGGAUGCCCUUCGCCGCCUCUCUGCCCGGACUCCUGCCGAUGUUCUGAGGGCAUCGUCGACUGCCGGGACCGAGGCUUCACCCAUGUCCCCCUCCACAUCCCUGAGGACACCACCGAGCUGAGGCUGGAACAGAACCAGAUCACGGAGGUACCCAGCCGAGCCUUCGCCCCCUUCAGGAAGCUGCGACGAAU